This is a messenger RNA of Caenorhabditis auriculariae, 3046 nucleotides long. NCBI's taxonomy places the organism in Eukaryota, Metazoa, Nematoda, Chromadorea, Rhabditida, Rhabditidae. The record is from the annotation of a GenBank genome assembly.
AUGACUAAACGUUCCGCAGAAACCGAAAUUGUAAGUUCUUAGUUAGAUCGUAAUAAAUUUAUUUUCUUGACGUUUAAGAAAAGGAAAGCCGUGUGGGCCGAUGAAGAUGAUCAUAAUUCCAAAAUAGAAGUUCCUAAGUUGAGGAAAAGUAUCAAGGAUGAUUUGGUUAGACCGACAGACGAUGACACAUUAAAAUCAGAGGUAAUGAAAUUUCAACAUUGCUUCAACGUUGUUUAUAAUUUUAGGACUACACUCAAAGGUUACAAACUGCGUUCAAGAAAAGACAUGGCGGUUCUACUCCAGCCUGGGCUCAAUCUCGGAAAAGUUUGUUUGCAGCCAAUAAGUUUACAUAAAAACGAUCAUUUUACAGAAGAAGAGGAUGAAGACGAAGAAUCUGGUUUAUUGACGAAAUCCGCUGGCGAUUACAUUGAAAAAGAUUCUUUCCUACCCAAAACCACGAUUUCCACCACAUUAAUCAGGGACUUCAACAUUGCUCAUAAAUCUACGGUUGGUAAAUAAAAAUUGAGUUGAAAGAAGGGAAGAUUUAGCGUCCUAUCAACGUUGUUCGAUUCCACAAAACUCGCCCAGUGCUCAUCACGGCAGACGAAGCCGGGACAGUGCAGCUGUUCAAGGUUAUUAGCCUUCUAUAGGUUUCAAAUAAAUAUAAUUGAAGGUUGAUUCUGAAGUGAAAAAGGAUAACUUUCUCCAGUCUUCGAAAUUCACAAAGUUUCCUAUUCAUUCGAUGGAAAUUUUCGAAAAAGGUCAAUCCGUUUUGUGUUCUUCCAGUACUCAGGUGACCACUUCGUUUCAUUGACCAUUCGAGCGAACUUUUCAGGAAUACUUGAUGAGUUACAACAUGGAAAAAUCGAAAGCCGCUCAACACCGCUUGCCGAAUUGUGAGCGAAAUUUCGUCAAUUUUUAUACAAUUUGAGAUCUUCAGCCAUUCCCAAGCAGGGAAUCAAUCUUUUCUCUAUUUCACCUGACGGACAAAUUCUUGCGAUCGCCGGUCACAAUUUCCAUGUUUAUCUUCUUGCAGCAAACGUUGGUUUUUGUUUAAUAUUGUCAGGAAGAAGAACUUUAAAAAAAUAAAAAGGUUUAAGCACAAAAAUAAGGGCGAAAAAGAAUUUGAAAACAUAUUUUUCUGGUCUUUAUGAAACGUAUUCAUACUUAAGUAUCUGGAUUCGGGUUUUUUUCCUUCAUAAAAAAAAAAUGAAAAAGUUGAGAUGAUAAGGUAAUAACGUUAUUUAUAGGAGGAAGUUUAAAAUAACAAGAAAAUUGCUGUUAAUUUAUUUGCAGCCCUAAUAAUUUUUUUCAAAAAAACUUCUUUUUUUAUACUGGAAAUCUUAGGUUUCCAAGAUUCUUUUUAUAUCGAGAAGGUAUGAAUUUUCAGUCGAUGGAACACAUCAAAAACCAUUUCUUUGCCUUCAAAUGCGACGGAUUUGAAGUUUGCGCCUGGUUUUAGUCGAGAAUUAUGGGUGAUGACAGGUUAACUUUUCUUUUGAAAGUGUUUUUAAAUCUCAAUAUUCCCAAAAAAACAUCUCAUUUUAUUCGACUUUUUUUCUUUUAAGACAUAUUCAAGUUUUAGAGGUUACUGGAAAAAAAAACUAACAUCAUUGAUUUGAAGGUAUCCAACUUUUCCGAUUUAAUAUAAAGUUUAUGAGUAACCAUAUUUUUUUAAUUUUGCAUUUUCUUCAAAUAUAUGGAUUGAAAACCACUUUAUAGUUUUAUGACCUUCUGAAAACGUUCGAAAAUCUCAUAAAAGGAAUGAAUGUUUCAAGUUAUUUCGAAGGACCAGGUAUUUAGCGUUUUUAUGUAAAACUUUUUUCAAAGUUUUUCAAGGUUUCGUAAAUUUGCCGUCGAAGUUUGAGAUGGAAAUCGAAAAAUUGUUGUUUGCAGAAGACGGUCAAGUGGUGAUCGCAGACGCCCGCGGAUCUUCGCAGCACACUUUCGUCGACGACGGCGCCGUCCAUGGCACCAGAAUCGCGUUGAGCAACCACGGCGACUACGUUGCCACUGGGUCAGUCUCCAAAAGUUCUAUUUCUGUUUUUUUGCUCUUGAAUUCAAACACUUUUCAGUUCUUUCUUUAUAUUUUUAAAGUUUUUCCUGGUCUAUGAUUUCAAUCCAUUUUUAUCGUUCACAUGGAAAUCUUUUUGCAAGAAAUCUAUUUUUUCGCCUCGCGCCAAAGUUUUUUGCGGAAUUCUUCAACUUUCCUUCGAACUCCGCUUCAAGUUUUCAUUAAGUUUUUGUUUUCCAGAAAAAACUUAAGAAAUAUAAUAUAGAAACUCAAAAUUUCCCUCACUUUUUUUGAAAGACACGCUCUGUAUCAAGAGUACUUCGGCGACCUUUUUAAAAAAGGUCUCCGAAGCUUUAGAGCUUCCGAAAAAAAUAAAUGUCAGAACUGCCUGUUUUUUUACAAAAAAAUUGAUAUCAAAAGAAUUUUUUUAAACUUUGCUUGUCGUUUAUAUUUACAAGCUACCGUUUAUAUUGGAAUCGAUCGAAUAAAAACUAGAGGUUCACAGUUUUUUUAGCGUAUAUGAAAAAAAUAUGUAACCUCAAAGAUACCGGGCGUCAUGUCUUUUAUUUUAAUUUUAAAAAAACGUUGAAAUUAAAUUGCAGAAGCGACACAGGAAUCGUCAACGUCUACGACGGACUGAAGAUACGCGACGAAACGACGCCGAAGCCGUUGUUCGCCGUCGACAGCCUGACGACGGCCAUUUCUUCCGUCAGUUUUAGCAGCGACGCCCAGAUGGUCGCCAUCACCAGCAACGUCAAAGUAAUCGUCGAAUUUUCACUCUUUAACUUUCUUUUUUUUCAAAGGUUAAUCAGCUCCGCCUGGUGCAUUUGAGAAGCAAGACCGUCUUCAAGAACUUCCCUCUCCGUCACGACAAAGUUGAUCAUUAUUCCAUAAUUUGUCCAAUUUACCCCCCUUUUGAAGGUCACCUCCGCCAGAUCCACCGACUUUUCUCCUAACAGCGGCUACCUCGCCGUGGGAUGCGACGACGGCAAGCUCAACUUGUUCAGAAUAGAGUUUUUCAAAGACUAUUGA